CGUGCAAAACUGGCCAAUGGCAUUAUUGGCCUUCUCUCCGCUCCAAUUCGCUUGAAAUAUGUCGUUAUUUUAAAUGCUUUUAUGCACAAAAAUGGAAUUGACCUUUUAAAAAAAUCGAUACUUAUUUAUUGAACGGUACUUGAGUCUUAUUUGCAAUUGUAAGUAUGACAGACCAUGAUAUUUUAAAAAGAUUGGUUUAGAAAUAUUGCUAUGGAGAUGGGAAGCUUGUAUAGUGAGUGUAAAAGCAGCUGUCAUGUGUAGCUAGGUAGCGGCGAUGCUAAUUUGCUAGUUACGUAUACAUACAUACACACAUUUGACUUAUUUUAUGAAUACCGUAUUAGGACAUUUCUGCUUGUUUGUCACUUGUACCCUAGGUGAUAUUAACUUGAUCUCAAUACGUUUGUUUUUGAUCUUUGAAAUCCAUUUAUAUGGCAGUAGCGCAGCAUUAAAGCAAACACAUUUUGACAAUUUGGUAUGCACUCUUGUCAAACGUGCUAUAAUGUAAAAUAGUAGCUAUAUUAGUUGGUUCGUUGUAUAUAGCCAAAGAAGUGCAUUGUUCGGUGGAAAUGAUUAACAUGAUGGUUAUAGCUUUAGAUAGCCAAGACCGAUAGCUUGCUAACGUUACCUGACAUCAGAGCGGCGCCCCAAUGGUAUGGCGUAAUAAGUUUCAUACAGUUAUGUGUCAAAAAAAAAAGAAGAAAAUAAACAUCUACCAUACCCAACAGACCUGGGUUUAGCAGUGCAGUAUUUCAAGCUGAUUGUGAUGCUGCUGGGGCAGAGUUCCAUUCUUAAUAACAAUGAACAAUAGAAUCCAGUGUUUUCAUGUUUUCUGCACCAGAGAAUUUGUGUGAGUGUUUUUCUUCUUCCAGGGUAUGAUAACUUGUUGCAGACCAGAGGAAACUGCCAGACAGCAAGCCUGUAUUCCAGACAUCUCAGUUAGUGUGAGGUAUGGCAGAAAAGCCCUGGGAAUCCAAAUAGAGUGAAAAGUCAAUGGCUAAAGAGGGUGCAUAGAAGGUGGAAAAGAUGUCUUACAGUAACAGGGAACUGGUGGUGUUUUUUAUAAGCUAUAGACUGUCCCAGAGGAAUUAUUCAUGUUGUCAAUUGGGGCUGGAGGGUGCAAGUGGACAGACUGAGGGAGAUGAGGCCAUUUCAAAUGGGUCUGUGGGGAACUACUGGAACAGCAGAAGCAAUUUGGCGAAGCCCUCAUCUCCACAGGGGGGCAUGGAGCCAGUGAAAGCAGCACUACGGGACUCGGUGGAUGAGUUUGAGCUGCGCUACACCCGCGCCUUCAGUGACCUCUCCUCCCAGCUCCACAUCACCCCUGCCACAGCCUACCAUAGCUUUGAGAGUGUGAUGGACGAAGUGUUCAGGGACGGUGUCAACUGGGGUCGCGUGGUGGGUCUGUUUGCUUUCGGCGGGGCCUUGUGUGUUGAGUGUGUUGAGAAGGAUAUGAGCCCACUGGUGGCGCGCAUCGCAGAUUGGAUGACCACAUACCUGGAUAACCAUAUCCAGCCCUGGAUCCAGAGCCAAGGAGGAUGGGACCGUUUUGCAGAGAUCUUUGGCAGAGAUGCUGCUGCAGACGUUCGACGGUCCCAGGAGAGCAUAAUUAAAUGGCUGCUAGUUGGGGUGAUUCUGCUUUCAGGAGUGCUGGUCGGCACUCUCAUCAUGAAGAAACGCCAAUGAAGUGGUGUAAUAUGAGCCACAUCUAGUUUACCCCCAGCACAUAUAAACGCAAAAUCAACAAAAAUAGAACUUUAUAGUUUGUUUACAUAAGCACAGUCUGCUUGUGCACUGACAUAAACCUUAUGAUUAGCCAUGGCUAUAACAGUUUUUGGGCAAUUAAUAUGUAGCUUGGUGAGCUGUCUCACAACUCACCUCUCCUGUCCUGUGCUCUGUAACAUUUGUUUUUACAUUUGAAAAGUAAUAUGUAAAAUAACAUUUUAUGACAUUAUUUUCUUACUUUUAUAAUUAUUAUUGGUUUUAUUUUUUAAAAACUUGGAUAGAGGGUGUUGCAUUUGAGACUGGAGGUGCUUUAAAUGGACCUGAAGCUAAGCGUGAAUGGGAAACUACAGCUGGUGUGGUAGGACAUAGGAGAUUGUUUAUGUAUUUUUAGGUUUGUGUGUUACCCUUUACAGGGUUUUUUAUUUUUAGGUUUGUGUGUUGCCAUAGUACCAACUAAAUACAUUCUUUCCAAAUUGA
This is a messenger RNA of Oncorhynchus tshawytscha (Chinook salmon), 2199 nucleotides long. Its product is annotated as bcl-2-like protein 1. NCBI's taxonomy places the organism in Eukaryota, Metazoa, Chordata, Actinopteri, Salmoniformes, Salmonidae. The transcript is spliced from 2 exons. Gene Ontology annotation, biological process: extrinsic apoptotic signaling pathway in absence of ligand; intrinsic apoptotic signaling pathway in response to DNA damage; negative regulation of intrinsic apoptotic signaling pathway. Gene Ontology annotation, cellular component: mitochondrial outer membrane. The record is from RefSeq and is a predicted model, not a curated record. Gene Ontology annotation, molecular function: protein heterodimerization activity; protein homodimerization activity. Bases 1024 to 1683 code for a protein of 219 amino acids.